UGGCAGGUGUGCGGCUCCGGCGGAGCAGCUGGGCACGAUGAAUAACCCUAUACCUUCAAAUCUGAAGUCAGAAGCAAAGAAGGCUGCAAAAAUAUUAAGAGAAUUCACAGAAAUAACCUCAAGAAAUGGACCUGACAAGAUCAUACCUGCCCAUGUUAUUGCGAAGGCAAAAGGCCUGGCUAUCUUGUCUGUGAUCAAAGCCGGCUUCCUGGUGACGGCCCGAGGAGGCAGCGGCAUUGUCCUGGCACGCCUUCCAGAUGGAAAGUGGUCUGCACCCUCCGCCAUUGGGAUCGCUGGGCUCAGUGGGGGAUUUGAAAUAGGAAUUGAGGUCUCAGAUCUGGUGAUAAUUCUGAACUAUGACAAGGCUGUGGAGGCCUUUGCAAAGGGCGGGAACCUGACCCUCGGGGGGAACUUCACUGUGGCAGUGGGGCCCAUGGGAAGGAACCUGGAAGGCAACGUGGCUCUCAGGAGCCCAGCAGCCGUCUUCACCUACUGCAAGUCCAGGGGCCUCUUUGCUGGCAUCUCUCUGGAAGGAAGCUGCCUGAUCGAGAGGAAGGAAACCAACCGGAAAUUUUACUGUCAGGAGAUCCGUGCCUAUGACAUUUUGUUUGGAGAUGUGCCACGGCCCGCUCAGGCAGAAGACCUCUAUGAAAUUCUCGAUUCCUUCACCGAAAAGUAUGAGCACGAGGGACAGCGCAUCAACAUGAGGAGAGCCGCCCGGGAGCAGCAGAAGGCUAAAGAGUUACCUCCAAAACCAGCAUCAAGACCACAGCAAUCAUCAGCACCACCCAAGCAGAACUCUGGCUCGCAAAGUAAUACAAAUGAACAUGAGCUAUAUCCUGGAGGCUAUCAGGAGAGAGUUGGUGACUCUGGUCAGCCAGUAGAGGUGACAGCGCUGUAUUCUUUUGAAGGGCAGCAGCCAGGUGAUCUGCCAUUUCAAGCUGGUGAAAGAAUCACAGUUAUAUCAAAAACGGAGUCACACUUCGAUUGGUGGGAAGGCAAACUUCGAGGCCAAACUGGUAUUUUUCCAGCCAAAUAUGUAACCAUGAGUUAAAGUUUAUAUUAUUUUCUCCUUGAAGAAUUAUAUAUAUAAAAAAAAAACAAAUUCUUUAUUUGCAGGAUGUACUACCCAGUAAGGCAAUAUUUAAUACAAGUUUAAAAAUACUUGUGCUGCAAAUUUUAAUCCAGUAUUUUUCUUUCUAUGCAAAUAAAUACUUCGCUUACA
Messenger RNA from Octodon degus (degu), 1225 nucleotides. Its product is annotated as SH3 domain-containing YSC84-like protein 1. The transcript has 2 exons. The record is from RefSeq and is a predicted model, not a curated record. Gene Ontology annotation, molecular function: protein binding; phosphatidylinositol binding. Gene Ontology annotation, cellular component: ruffle membrane. The coding region runs from base 38 to 1054 and encodes 338 amino acids. NCBI's taxonomy places the organism in Eukaryota, Metazoa, Chordata, Mammalia, Rodentia, Octodontidae.